GAUGGGAGUUGCGCGCUCUGUAACUUCCUAUGUUUACUACCGGGCAAGAUGGCGGCGCCCACAUAACCGACAGCACAGAGCACGGACAGUUUCAAAAACAAGCUGCAUUUUUCUUUACAAAUCAGUUUGAAAACACAUUUAAAUAGCAACUGAACUACCGAAAGUUUUUUCGGUCGACCGUCUACAUUGUAUCGAUUGCGCCGCGCAUUAAUGAUCUGAACUACAACUGUGAAAUGUUCAGGACCAUUUAUGUCUGUUUAGAUCCGCUGGGUAACGUGUAAAUACUCAUCAGACUCAGCCGGAGCCAGAUAACGGGGGAAUAUAAGACCACUGAUGCUUUUAGUAUAAGUAUAAACAGUACACUGAAGGCAUGCGGUGUGUGAAGGCACUGCAGCUCACCCUUGCGGUCGUCAAACCAGAUGCUGUGGCCCAUCCGCUCAUUUUGGAGGCUCUUCAUCAAAAGAUUCUCCAAAACUUCAUUAUAGUCAGAAAGAAGGAUCUGAUGUGGAAAACGGAAGAUUCAGAAAAGUUUUAUGCUGAACAUGCAGGACGUUUUUUCUAUCAAAGACUGGUUGAAUUCAUGUCAAGCGGCCCAAUGAGAGCAUACAUCCUAGCCAGGGAAGACGCUAUCACUCACUGGAGGGGGAUGAUGGGUCCAACAAAAGUGUUUAGAGCUCGCUUCACUUCACCAGACACCCUGCGUGGCCAAUACGGGCUGACUGACACCAGAAACACUACUCAUGGUUCAGAUUCAGUUGAAUCUGCCAAGAGAGAGAUGUCAUUUUUCUUUCCAGAAUUCAAUGCAGAUGAGUGGAUGUCGAGGGAAGAGCCACAUUUUAGGUUGGGACUUACUGAAUAUAAUAAGGAGAGACAAAUUCAUACUCUCCAGGACACAUGAUGAUCACUGGUGCUUUUACAGAGCUGCAUGAAUGUGACUUUCACCAGAUGUUUCCCUUCUGCAGCAUUUGAUGUUUUCUCUGCAUUGCCGUGUUACUCUUUUGUCAGCACUAAAUAUCUCUACCGCAGCCUUGCCAGCACGAUUAUAUUCAUCUGUGUGUGUUUUAUAUGUAUGGAUAAAUGAAUAUAUGUACUAGCUUUGUAGUAGAAGACAAUAAAUGUUUACCUCAACAGCAUAGCAAACUCUGAGUACAGUUCUUCUUUAUGUAAAGACAGUAUCGCUGUUAUGAUAGACUAACAGAAUAUAGUUUGGACCAUAAAGGGGUAAUGAUGUGGAUUUAAAACAUAAAAAGUAAAAUUUGUAAUGAUUGUUAAAUGUCUGUUUGACACUUUUAAAUGGAUAGUUCACCCAAAAAUAAAAAUUCUGUUUAAAAAUUUGAAAAUUAUGUAUACAUUGUACUCUCGUGAAUGGCGGCAGAGCCGGGGACUGACACAAAAGAGAAGAAUUGUUAAAUAAAGUCAUUAUUUUUUUUGUUUUCUUUUCACAAAAAGUAUUAUUGUAUUGUGAUGUCCUUACUACCUUUCUGGGCUUUGAACGUGGUAAUUUUGUUGCCGUCUAUGCAAGUCAGAAAGCUCUCGGAUUUCAUCAAAAAUAUCUUAACUUGUGUCCUCAAGAUGAACGAAGGUCUUACGGGUUUGCAACAAAGUGACCAUGAGUAAUUAAUGUCGAAAUUUUUAUUUUUGAGUGAACUAUCCCUUUAAGAUUUCUUAAAACAGUGAAAUUCCUUUAAGAAACAAUUUAUUAUUAUCCAUUGUUACUUCACUUAAUUAUAAUCCAUUACAAUCCAUUACUAUAUUGAAGAUUUUAAUUGCAUAUAAAAUUUUCAUCUAUUUGGAUUAAGCAGUUGUUGUAAUAUUAAUAAACAUAAUGUAAUGGUUAUUUGUCAGUCAUACAUAAAUAAAACGAAUGAGAUUUCUGUAAUAAUAUUAUUAAACCAAAUGUGUUUUAAAUGUCCAGUAACCAGGUUUAUAAAUUCAUUAUCACUCAAUUAAAUGUUUUAAUUGUAUACAGUUUAAAUAAUCGAAUCUUGCUUGUUCCACAACUAGCCAUAUUUGAACCACGUUCAUACUUUUUCACUUUUUAAAUUUGAUAGUUUUCAAAAUUAACCGAUUUAAUGCUGUUUUUAAGGAAUUUUAAAAUAUGACUUUUAAUAAAAUAGAUUCAUGCCAAGUGUAUCUAAUGUUAUUGUUUACAAAUUAAUAAUAAAAUAUAAUAAAUUACCAUUAAGCUAUAUUAAUAAAUGCUGUAAAAGUUAUGUUCUGUUACUUCAUUUAAAAUAACAG
Labeo rohita (rohu) is the source of this 2241-nucleotide messenger RNA. It is a transcript of the gene nme6, whose product is annotated as NME/NM23 nucleoside diphosphate kinase 6. The record is from RefSeq and is a predicted model, not a curated record. Gene Ontology annotation, molecular function: nucleoside diphosphate kinase activity. The transcript has 5 exons. The coding region runs from base 371 to 898 and encodes 175 amino acids. Lineage: Eukaryota; Metazoa; Chordata; Actinopteri; Cypriniformes; Cyprinidae. Gene Ontology annotation, biological process: GTP biosynthetic process; UTP biosynthetic process; CTP biosynthetic process.